AUGUGGCCCAUACAUGCGAAGCUCAGCCUCUAUAUCCUACUCACAUGUCUGGGCAUGUGGAGCGGGAAACAGACGCUGCAGGGUGCGAGAUUCCUCCCCGGCUAUCUGUUCGCUGCGUCCAAAAAAGCAAAUGCACAGGGCUUCGUCGUCGCCGCUACCGGCGGCAUUAACGCUGCCGCGCAAGAUAAUGGACACUCAAUCGGACCGGGAGACGACAGGCACGGCAAAAGUUCCAAAAAGAACAUCCUGGGGCGGAGGCGGCGGUGUGACACGGACUCCUUGCUGAAUUGCAACCCGUGCGGCGAUACUAUCGUCGCAGAUACCGCCAGUGAUCUUGCUGCGCCGGUCAGUAAGAGUUCAACAGCUGACUCCACGGUCUUGGGAUUCAUUCAGGAGCUUCUCGCGAGAAUCGGCUCCACCAAGGGCCCACCGAAGCAGCAUGUCGCCCUUAACGCUUUGCGGGUUCUCAUUGAGAGCCAGCCUGCCUGCAUUAACAGCUUGGAGCGUCUAAACAUUAUAGAUACUUUUGUCAGUGUGCUCAAGCAGCGCUACCAACGGAGUUUCUGGAGCGUCCUGCAGAGCUACUUCCGGUCAAAUUCGCGGUUGGAGGAAAUGCAGUGGAAGGCCAUGGAGACCACUCUGCUCACAAUUCUGCUGACAAUUUGCCGCAGCAACGUGAAGCUGCGCAGCGUAAUGGCCAAGAAUGAGCGCUUCAAGAGUCUUUUGCUGACCAUGUACAACCAUAAUAAGAAAAAGGAUGACAAAAACACCAAUUUGGCAAAGAAGCAUGGCAAACGUUCUUCUGCUAAAUCAAACAGCGAAUUAGAGACUGACGCCGAGGACGCAUACCAAAUUCCUGUCGCGAGGUACGACACUUCGCCGUAUAAUAUGCGCGAUGCGGCGUGGCUGGCUGCUUCCGGCGAACGUUCGGGAGCCAUGGACGUGUUAUCACUGCAGACAAGGGGGCUCAUCCGUGAACUCAUGUUUAUGUGUGGGAUCGACGUCGAGUCGCAAAACUUGAAGCAGCAGGGUGCCUCCGCGAAGGCAAAGCCAGCCGCGCGCCAAUUAGUCGCCGUCCCAGUUGACACGUCGGUGCCGAUUGACGCGCCUGCUCAAGGAACAAAUCUGCCCAACCAGUGGCAAUUGCCGGUGCCGCCGAUGCUGCUGGAAUCUAGCGAUGGCUGGUGGAAGGGUAAGGCGGGACAGCCCAAGCCCAGGUUGUUGUGGAUACCGUACUUCUAUGUACCGAAAAACACCAAGGUGGAAGAUGCUGUCAAACGCCACUUGCUCAUUAACCUGGGUGACUCCGCUGGUGAAAAGGUUGAUUUGACUAAUCUACUAAACGUCACCAUCGAGCAUCCGCGCAACAAAGCCGCAAAUGUGGUGUACGGGAUGCUGCUGCUCUGCAAGGAGGGGUCGGAUAAGUCUAAUGGCGGAUGCAGUCUCUAUACGCAAACGUCCAGCGCGAAGCACAAGGGCAAUUACGUCCUGAUAUCUAACAUACAGGUUGGUAAAUCGAAGGAAAUCAAUGGAUCGGUUGUGGCCGGGAAUCUCCUCAAGAAUAUGCAGCGUAACGAAUCCCUCAAAACUAUAACACGCGUGGUGAACGAGCUCUGGGCGUUGGUGGGAUCAAAGGACCCAGACGUGUUAAACGAGUUGUUCCGGGACCUGGACUUUGAAUUUCUGGCCGAGGUCCUCAAUCGCUCGUUGGUGUACACUGUACGCAGUGACGUCUUUGAGCAGGUGUCGUCGAACAUCGAAACGCCCUCGAAUGGCUCAGGGGCUUACGCUAUGCUGCAGAAACUCCGACGAACGGUUGAGGGGUGCCUGCAUAAGGUCAUGCCCAAAUUGCGCGACUCGUUUUGGGACAAAAUUUUUGAGAGGAGCACUGACACCAUGCCUGCAACCGAGCAAGAGACGACUCCGUCCCCAGAGAAUGUUCUCAACAAUAUACGGCCGUGCAAAAAAGAGGCAGAUAUCGCACGUCGGCUGCAAACCGUGGUUUUGGGUUUUCUGAUAGACCUUAUAUACAUGGAUGGCAGCCGCAGUCUGAACAAAAUACGCCGCGCGACCCCACUGGUUGACGCUGUGUUACGCCUAAGAGCGACUUUUCCCGCCGUGCACACGCUCACUGAGGCGCUGGAUAACGAACUGGAAGAUUUUGCGCCCCUGAUAGAUAGGAGAAGGAAUGACGCACGGCACACGACGAAUGUUAUAUACAAGUACAUAGACCGUUUGUCUGCGGAUGACUUGACAAAUAUGCGCUCGCGAAAACGUGACAACUUCGGCAACAUCACUACCAAGGCUUCGGAUUGGUGUAAAGAGAGCUGGACGAGACAGAAAACAAUACCCCGGGCAAUCAUCGGGCCGUUCUUCAACGCACACAAGCUGCUGAACAUGCUCGGCCACCACGAGCAAGAUAUUUUUAAAGGUCGCGGUUUGCGGGUACUCAGCAUUGACGGCGGCGGCACUAAGGGGGUGGUUGUGUUGGAGAUUUUGGAGCAAAUAGAAAAAUUGCUAGGCAGGCCCCUACAUGAAGUAUUCGACUUCAUAUGUGGCACGUCUUGUGGAGGCAUCAUCGGAGCGCUUCUCGCCCUCGAAAAGGGCAGUAUCGCCGAUAUCCGACGCGUGUUUGAAGAUUUCAUGGUGAAGGUGUUCAACAAGGAUUCGUACCACGUUACCGGACGAAGGCUAAUUACGCGACACGCGUACUACGACGAGAAGAUGUUGUACGAUAGCUUGCGUUCCGUGUUUGGGAACGCGGAGCUUAUCGACUACUCCGUGGACCCUGCGGCCCCUAAGUUCUGCUGUCUGUCGGCCCAGCUGGAUGUAUUCCCUCUGAACCCGAUCGUUUGGAGGAAUUACAACUACCCCCCGGAUACCGUACCGGGAGAGGAAAACCCCAUGCGUGAUGGCUCAUGCGCCAUAAUGACGGCCGACGCGCUGCGUGCAACCACUGCAGCGCCGACCUACUUCCCGCUCAUGGAGCGCAACGGGGCGCUGUACGGUGACGGGGCGCUGUACGCCAACAACCCGAGUCUGGUGGCUCUGCUGGAGGCCAGACUGGUGUAUCCCAACGUACCCAUCGACCUACUGGUGAGCGUCGGUAGCGGUGACUGGGAGAGGGAGGAUAUCGCACAACUAUCGCAAAAUUAUGUCGCGGACAAAUCGAAGAAAACGUCCGCUGUAGAGAGCGGGUGCUUCAGGGCGGAGUUCUCCGAUGGGGAGGACGAAGUGAUCGCGGAAGCACCUUUAGAGGAAGAGCAGAUGCUGGUGACAGAUGCAAGCGACUGUCUUCUGCGCUCCGUGAACAGACCGACCAACGGCAAGAACAAGUCGGUCGUGGGGUACCACAAAAUUUUUAACCACCUGGUUUGCUCGGCCACGAACACCGACACGGUGCACACAGCGCUCCAGGCUCUCAUGUCCAAGAAGAAUUACGUGCGCCUAAACCCCGUGGUGCCUGUAGUACGCAUCGACGACACAAACAAGGAGGUCCUGGACGACCUCAAGGCACGUACAAAGACAUACAUGUCAGGCGACCUGCAGCAGCAGGCGCUCCAGCGAAUAAAGGAGGCCAUCACACAUACGCAUGAUUGGCAGAGAGUGGCCCCUGAACAACACAGCACCCAAACGACACAAACGGAGUAA
Messenger RNA from Babesia bigemina, 3651 nucleotides. Its product is annotated as patatin-like phospholipase family protein, putative. The record is from RefSeq and is a predicted model, not a curated record. NCBI's taxonomy places the organism in Eukaryota, Apicomplexa, Aconoidasida, Piroplasmida, Babesiidae. Gene Ontology annotation, cellular component: membrane. Gene Ontology annotation, molecular function: glycerophospholipase activity. The coding region runs from base 1 to 3651 and encodes 1216 amino acids. Gene Ontology annotation, biological process: fatty acid metabolic process. The transcript has a single exon.